AAUACAUCUACAGUAGUGAAAAUGAAAGUUUUUACUGAUAGGAGUAAUUCUGAAUCUGCUUCACCUCUAACUAUAGAGAUAAACAUCCGUUUGUGGCUCAGAUGGCUUAUCUGGGCUCUCCAUUUUGGCUGUUAAACUUUGUGCAUCCUCAGUCUUAAGCUUGAGCUAUACCCUCAUCGUCAUUUAUCCCAGGACUGCUAUGGUUACUGGAGUCUUGGUUCUAGCAAACUGCCCUUACUGACUGUCCGGCUGUAGAUCACAGCAGGCCACAGUGCCUUGAGCCUUCCACCAGAAGCAAGUCAUAAAAGAAAAAGAGCAAAUGAUUAAACUCUGCCUCUGGCCAUGCGUGCUGAAGAUACAUGAGGAAAUGACAUGGAUCUUCCAAAGAGAGAAGUUUGAGCUGUUGAUGUCUGUGACUCAUACUCUCAGAACUAAGGCAAUUAUGAUCUAAGUUCAUCGUGACAAAACAUGGAGAUGAUCAAUACAACUGCUUUGCCAAAUGUCUCAAACAUGGACCUCGACCACUGUGAUGCAUAUUGCAGGACGAUUCUGAUAACACUCUACAGCGUGGUUUUACUGGGAGGCACUAUUGGAACAGUUAUAAUGUCAUGCAUGAUGUUCAAGAGGAAUAGUCAGUCAGUGAUUGCCACCAUCAUCUUCAAUAUCAUGGUGCUGCACUCUAUCCUCCUGGUCAGCCUUCCGUUCCGCCUCAGCUAUUACCUGUCAGUCAUCUGGGAGCUGGGAACCUUUGCCUGCCGAGUGGUUAGCAGCAUCAUAUACUGGCAUAUGUACUUCUCCUUUCUUUUCUAUAUAGUUAUUGUUAUAUUCCGAUUACUCAUCUAUUUUAAAAAACUCCAGACACAACAAUUACAAAAGUACCAUGCAGUAGUCUUAAGCAUAAUUAUUUGGAUGGUGGGUAGCCUUAUUUUUUUGCCAAUAUUUUUUUUACAAUAUGGCACAGAUCCAAGUUACUCAGAAAAACAGAGAUGCUUUGAGUUCUACAGAGAUCUCAGCUGCAGGCAAAUCAUUAUCAUGAACUACUCUAUGAUUGUCAUUAUGAUGACAACGGUUGUCAUCCUUUUUUUGAUACAGAUGGCUGUCAUCCUUCAGCUGGUGAAGGCUCUCUGGCCUGACAUGUGGGCCCAUCAAGAAUAUAGAGCCCAAAUUAAGAGUUUUUUCUUUCUCCUAGUAAUACUCAUCUGUUUCAUACCCCACCAUGCAUUCCGGGUAUACUUUAUUCAAAAUUAUUCAGGGAGAGAAGAUUCUAAGUUAGUUCUUUACAAUGAAAUUUGUAUUGCUUUAACGACUGUCUGUUGCCUGGACAUGCUGUGUUUUAUAGGUGGAGUUAUCCACUAAACCUUCCUAUGUCACUUGCUUUGUAAUCAGUCUCCCCAUAGGGUGACAAAAUUGUUUUAGUUGACUGGUAUUGCUGUGAUUUCAAGAUUUUUCAAGCUCCUUGCUCUUACACAUCAAAUUUAGAUUGCUCUUUAUCAACAUUGGUUUUCUACAAAAAAAUAAUAAGGAUUGAUUAUUCUCCUUUCUUGAAAGAACAAUUAUCAGGCCCACAUUUACUAUAGUGCGUGUUCAAUCUUUUAGCACAAUACAAAUUGACCACACUAUCCUUUUUUUUUUCCCAAUGUAAUACUGACUUCAGCUAAGGUCAGGUGGUAGUACUCUCCAGAUAUUUGCACUUGCUACAAUGCUCUUUCCCUCCAUUUCUAUUCUUUAAGAUCCAGAGAACUUGAAAGUAGGAACUCAAUAGUUAAAUUGGGCUUUAUUCUUUUUUUUUGACGUAUAAUUUUAUUUUAUUUAAAAAUUUUUUUUUCUGCAGUUAAAUUGGGCUUUAGAAAAAUCUUAAUUUAUUCAACUUGUGAUAGAUGCCUCUUGAAAAUUACUGAUUGCCAGUAAAGCUACAGGCUUUGGUAUUCCGAGGAAAGCCUUAGCUCAAAGACAGUAGUCAAGAGAUUUAGAGGAAUGACUGGAAUUGAUGUGGGUCAAUGCAGAUGCAGACAUAGUAGAAACUCUGUAAGUUGAGGCUACUCCCCAGAUCUACCUUCCAAAACAUGAAUCCAUUAAGAAGGAAAUGAAAUAUGAAAAGGCAAGAAGAAACCGGACUUAGUCAAAGCAUGCCCACAGACUAGUUCAAACCUUUGAGACCAUGGGACUUUUUGUAUGAUUUCUCAAGGCACCCCGUACAACAAAGUAGCGUUACAUAAUUAAAAUUAACACUGGUAUCAGAGAAGCUCAAUAAAAACAACCAAGACAAUCAACUUGAAUUCUACCUGUAUGAUAUAGAAAUUGACAUGCACUACUAGUGAUGUUAUCUUUGAGACUAUAUUUAAUGAACCAUAUAGCUAAAUAAAGCCCUAAGAUACAGGACAAAGCUGUGUUUAGUAACCAUGAACCUUUGGGUGAGAUAUUUAUAAUCUCUGUCCUGUUUUUAGUGUUGUAGGGUUCUGAUGAAGCUGAACAAUGUAACAACAUGUGUUAAAUAUUGGAAGAAUGCCUGGCAUGUGGGUCUCAGAAUGAUAUUACUCCUCUUUCCUAAUUCCAUGACAUCUUUUAGCAAGAAAAUUUUAAUAUAGUUUCUCAAAUUACACAAAAUGUUGAUCCAUAUAGCAGUAUAUUUUGAAAUCCUAAGAUGUUAUUGAUCAAUGUUGACCUUAUACUUUAUUAUUAAAUCAAUAAUUAAAUGAAUGCUUAUUACUAUUCUAGCCUAUAAGAAAUUGCCAUUAUUAUUAAUGUAAUCAUUAUACUUCAAAUAUUAUAGUAGAGCUAUUUCAUAAUUCUGUUGUCAUAGAACAAGAUAAACAGCAGUGUACUUGAGUUGCAUUUAAUCAAUGUUUCUAAGGGAUAUAGUGUGCCUUAAGCACUAAUCUCAAGAUGAACUGCAAUUGACUUAUUCAGUGCUCAACUUCCUCAUAUACUGGAGUCCAUGAGUUUAUUUUUAAUGUCAUAUGCAGUCCCUUAAAGGGCCUCCAAUGAUCCAUGUCUUCUAAUAUUCAUAUUCUUAUAUAGUCUUCUCCUCCUUCAUUGACUUGUGAAUGGAAUAAAGCAGAGAAAUGGAUGUUAUAUCCAAUGUUAGGUUGUAAAAAAGCUGCAGCUUCCAUCUUGGGCACUCUGUCUCUCUUUCUCUCUCUUGGAUUGCUUCAUUCAGGAGGGACGCCAUGCCACGAAUCAGGCCUAUGGAGAAGCCCAGGUGGCAAAGAAUUGAGGUCUCUUAACAGUCAUGAGAAUGAACUUGGAAACAGAUCUUCUGAGUGGGCAUGGAGUGAGCACAGAAGUAAAUCCUCUCCUGUUGAGCCUCAAGAUGACAGCAGCACUGGUUAGCACAUUGCUUACUGCCUCAAGAGAGAUCCUGAACCCCACCACUUGGCUAAGCUGCUUCUAGAUGGAUGACUUGGAACUAUGAGAUAAUGAAUGCUUGUUUUAAGACUUUAUGUUUUGGGAUAAUAUGCUAUUUUAUGCAGAAAUAGAAAAGUAAAAUGAUAAACCAAUUAUUUAGGUUGUAGAAGACUGCUACAUAAAACCCUGUGCCUGACAUUUACAACCCACUUGCUAGUCUCCAUCUGCUUCUGUUGUUGGUAAUAAUGAACACAUGCUUGCCUGUUCUCUGAUGCAGUCAGAAGUGUGUCUGUGAUUGUAUUAGAAUCUUUAUUUUUAUCCUGGAUGAGAAGGAGUGGGUAUACAUGAGAAUACAUGGGUAUACCUUGGGGUAAAUAUUGCAAGAGGAACCGUUAGGGGUGAGAUAGAAUUGUUAAUUAUGUUGAAAUAUUGGCUAUUGGAUUUCCAUGUGUGGUUCCUGACUAUGAGCAGCACCUAUGAUCUUGUGUAUUACUCUUUGUUGUUAUAGCAGAGUACCACAGACUAAGUAAUUUAUAAAGAAAAGAAAUUUGCUUGUCAGAAUUAUGGAUGUUGGGAAAUACAACAUCAAGAUAUCAGCAUUUGGUGAAGUCUUCUUGCUCCAUCAUUUCAUGGAAGAAGGCAAAAAGGCAAGAGAGAAUGUGAGAGAAAGAGAAGGCCAUAUUUGCUUUUCUAAUAAGCCCACUCUCAAGAUAACUAACCCACUUUUAUGAUAAUAACAUUAGUACACUCAUGAGGAUAGAAUCCUCAUGAUCUAAUCAUUUAUUUUUAGGCCCCAACUUCCAACUAUUGCAUUGGAAAUAUAUCUCUAUCCAUUUGAGGGAACACAUUCAUACCAUAGAACCUUAUUGAAAUGCAAAUUCUCAAGUCCCACCUGAGACGCACUGAUUCAGAAAUUCGAGGUGUGAGGCCUAAACAUGUGGUUUAACAUGCUCUUUCAGUGAUUUUGUAGCAGGCUAAAAAUAUACGUGAUGCUGAGGAUCGAACCCAGUGCCUCACACAUGCCAGGCACAGGCUUUAAGAGAUUGUCAACUUUCAUAUUCUGUUUUGUGAACACUGGAUUUUGGAGCCUGAAUUACCAUAGAAGAAGUCUGUUGGAGAGAUUACCUGGAGAGGAGACUACAUGGAGAAGAGGGGAAGAGCCAGAUAAGACCAGUCUUCCAGCCAAAGCAUUAGCUAUAUGAACGAAGCUGUCUUGGACUCUCCAUUCCAACCUUGCUGUCAGGUGAAUAUCACCAAGUGACCUCAGUCCAUAUCACAUGGUGCAGAAAAAUUGCCCACUCCAUCGUAUCUAAAUUCCCGAUCCUAAGAUUAUAAGAUAUAAUGAAAUGGUUUAUUCUAGGGAUAAUUAUAUAGCAAUUAAUAAUUACCACAUAUAUAAUUUAAAAUUUUCUAGUUGCCAUAUUUAAAAAUUAGAAACUGUUAAAUUAAAUUUAAGAUUAUAAUUUAUUUAACCCAUUUUAUUAAAAAAUAUUACCAUUUAAAGAUAUAGUCAAUACGAAACUUUUUGGUGGGAUACUUCGCAUUAUUUUAUUCAUGAGAAGAUUUUCAAUCCAGUGUGUAUUUAAUGCUUGUAGCACAUUCUAAUUCUCAGAAGUUGUAUUUCAAUAGCCAUACAUAGCUCAUGGCCACUGUAUUAGACAAUAUAGAUACAGAUCAUCCAGAGAUUAUUUAGAGGUGGGUCUCAGGAUCCUUUCCUUAUAGGAUGCUGGCCCUUUAAUCUUUCUGAUAUUCAUUUUCUCCCCUGUGCAAUGGGAGUAGAACCUACUUAGAGAGCUGACAUGAAAAUUAUAUUGGGUUAUAUAAGGUACAAAUUGACAAUGUCCCAGUGUGUAUCAAAGACUCUAGAAGUCGAUUUUUAUCAUUCUUACUGUGCUUGUUGGAGAUACUGGGAAGAGGACAAGGGAUAGAAUACUGCAGGAUCAGGUGCCCUUCAGCAUUCUGGGAUGGUUUAGCUUGUAUUUUCCAGCAAAACUUUGUUCCUACUUCUGCCUACUUGUUUCUGCAUCCUACUAACAUCCCUGAUCUGUCCGUGAGUUCUGUACUAGAAAUAAGUACUGACUUUAAGGGUGGUCCUUCCUUGGGGAAAAUUUUCAGACUACAUCCCCCUGAGGAAUCCUACCUUUAAUUUUCUUUGACCCAAUCUGUGUGAUUUCCAUAUCAGGUAAUCUCUCUUACCUACGUGCAUAUUUAAUUCCCAGGUACCAACACAUAUUACUCAGUUAAAUACAAACAAAUACUUUAAUAAUAUUGAAGAUGGGGCUGGGAUUGCGGCUCAGCGGUAGAAUGCUCACCUAGCAUGGGCAGGACCUGGGUUCGAUUCUCAGCACCACAUAAAAAUAAAGGCAUUGUGUUGUGUCCACCUACAAAAAAAAAAAAAGAUUCUCUCUCUCUCUAAAAAAAUAUUGAAGAUGGAUAUCUCAGAUAUUAAUAGGCCUUUGAUUGAAUAAAAAUGUGUGCAUUUUUUAAAAACAUUUUUUAGCUGUUGAUAGACCUUUUAUUUAUUUAUACGUGAUGCUGAGGAUUGAACCCAGUGCCUCACACAUGCCAGGAAAGUGCGCUACCACUGAGCCCCAGCCUCAGCCCCCAUACAUGUUUUUAUUAACAAAUUUAUAAUUGAUCCAGGCCCAUAGAACCAAGGGACAGAAAUGCUUCCUCCUGUGAGUCCACCUACCAGAUGGACAGCUGUAGCCACAUGUAGAUCUGCCCUGUCCUGCCUUCUUUGCUCAAACUCAUAAUUGGUAAUUUAUUAUCCUACAAAAUGGCACAAGAUCUCUGAUGUCCAUACCUAAAUGUCUUUUAUUCUCCCAGUGUUUGUGGUUCUUGUGACACUAGAUCACUGCUGGGUUCCAAGAAGAGACUGAAUAAAUGGUCUCCUUUCCAAAUUCAAGCAGUACUUCCUUGGAUGAGCCCCAAAGCAGUUCUGCUUGGGCCAAGAGUCUCACAGAGUUCUGUUAGCUUUUGGCCUCUAUUCCAUGUGUAAAAUGUCAUCAAGCCUCUUGACAAAUGGUUUUGAAUGUUUCUGAUUACGCUUUUUCCAACCAUUUGUGUUGCUCCAUUUGCCCCACCACAUCUGUUCUCCAUACUUCCCUGCUCUGUCCUGCUCUGAGCAGUCAGUAGGCUGGCUCCUAUGCCAGUCAGGUUUUUUUUUUUUUUUUCUGCUGUGAUCAAAAGACCUGACAAGAAAAAUUUAGAGGAGUAAAAGUUUAUUUGGGAGCUCACAGUUUUCAGAGGUCUUAGUCAAUCUUAGUCAAUAGGUAACCAACUCCAUUCUUUUGAGCAAGAGUUGAGACAGAACAUCAUGAGAGAAGAGUGUGGCAGAGGAAAGCAGCUAAGGACACCACUUCAGGAAACAGAGAGGGGAGAGAGAGCUUCCCACACAGUGGACAAAAUAUAAACCCCAAAAGCUCAUUCCCAAAGUCCCAAAAACCCACCUCCUCCAGCCACAACCUACCUGCCUACAGUCACCUCCCACUCAAUCUUUAUCAGGGAAUCAAUGCACUGAUUAGAUUAAACCUAUCAUAACCCAGUCAUUUCACUUAUAAAUCUUCUCCCAGUGUCUUAUCUAAACCCGAACAUCUCUGUUAUGGACUUUCUUGCCACUUGGCUUCUUGUUGGUUUUGGCUCCUGGGAGUUAUUCUCAGGAGAUAACAUUUAGAGAAAGAAGUGAAGUUGAGAUGUUAUUCUCUUCUCCUUCCCAGUUCAGGUAUGUCUUGCAUCCUUUCCAAACAACAACCCCUGAUGGUGGCCCAGCUCUCACUGGGUCCUGUUAAUACCAACAGUUUGUUCUCUCCAUCUCUUCAGACCUUGAUGUGCUAGUCUCUGGACACAUCAUGUCCCUGAUGACUUCCCUAUUCCUGCCCACACCUCUGAGAAGAGCAUCUUCAUGAAGUUUAUCCAUCGAGUUACAUUUUAUGCUUCAGUUUAUCAUCGAUGGGAUUCUGUUGAAACAGACUGAAAUUAAGAGUCCUUUUGAAAUCAUGGACAACUUCUUCAGGUUGAACAGCUGCCUACCCUGGGCUGGAGGACACCAAGGAAGCAAAUCGCCCCUUCCUCUUGCCUGUCUACCACAGGCUGACUAAAUCUGCAUAAGUAUAUUUCGUGCUUUUUGUCCUGGUUUGCUACUACUCGUAAGUUUUUCCAGCUCUCAGAGCCUCCAAAGAUGGAAAUUUUGAAACAAAAAGUUUCUUUUGUCUUCCUUCAAAGCUGGCUUUGAAUAAAACCUAUUUUCCUACCAAUUUGGCUCUGAACACUUGUGGAGCACUGAACAGCAGAGCCUAUCCAUACCCUCCAUCCCACUGAGUAGUAAUAGUAACAGUUGGUAUAACCAUUUCCUGUAAAGAAACUAACUGGUCCUUCAUAGGAGCUCAAAUCCAUUCAAUUCCAUUCCUUGAGACAACGUGGGGGAAGAGAACCAGUUCCAUCCUGUCCAUUUGCUUGCCCUACCCAACUCAACUGUCCUCUUCCCCUUUCCACAAAGCCAUCUUGAAUGCCAAUAUAUUCAAAGAAAUAAUGAGAUAGGGAGAGGAGGUGGAGGUGUCUGUAGUAAUAUCAAUUUAGUGCUGGAUGAAGUUAAACAGCAUUUUAUACAGAUCUUAAAGUGGACUCACCAGCUCGUUCCCAUUCUCCUGAGUGAAAGACCAUAGGCUUCCAUUUUACCCAAAACAACAUCAUGUCAGAGCACUGAAGAACCUGGCAGGAGGUUUGUGAUUCCAGUGCCUCCUUAUUCUCAUCUCAGUUUCUUUCUAACAAAUAGCAGUGCUGUGGCAAGAUUCUCUUGGCCAAUACUUUAUUGCAAAAAAUGUGGCAUCUACUUAAACCCUUUCUCAAACCCCUGAGUACUCUGUUUUGAAUACUAGCAUUUCCACAGAGCUUAGUUUAUGUAAUGGGUACCAUUCUCCUCUUUAAAUUAUUUUUUCAUAAAAUCCCAUUAAAUUGUAAUUUUAUAAAAAAUUGCUUUCAACUCAUUUUGGAUUUGGGGAGGGCAGAGAAAAUACAACGAUUAUUACGAAUGAAUAUGUGUCUGGUAACUGGCUUUAGAGUUUCUACUUCCAUAUGAUUCUCCACUGAGCCUAUUAGUCAGAACUGUCAUACAGAUUACUUGAAAGAGAGAAAAAUUGUAGUAGGAGAAAAGAUGUAGGACCUGAAUCACAAUGUGCCAUAUGGUCAAUAUCAUGCAUCUGUUGCAUGGAGAAUGAGAGUUUGAAAAAUAAUAAUUUAUUGGGAUGCAAAAAGAGUAGUACAAGAAAUUUAUUUCUAUUUAUGUUUUAUAAAAAUAAACUAGUUAGGUUGUUAUCAAUAUUACAUGAGUGGGUGAUCAAACGUGUAUGAGUAUAAACUAUGAAUAAGCAAAUAUAUAAUGGGGAUGUACACUAAUCUUUAAAUGAUAAGGAUAGAUGAUGACAUAAUCUGAAACCCAUGGUCCUAAGACACCAUUCCAGCAAUGAUGGUAUUCUUUCUCAAGGUUUUUCUCACAAGAGAUAAAACUGCUCUUGGUUUAGGAAAGCAUCUUGAUAAAAUUUUAUGAUUUAGAAAGCAGAUUUAAUUCCUCUGCUGGUCUACAUGGGGGGAGUUGAAAAUUGUAGGAGUUUGGGUAUUGUUUCAGACGGGAUUCAGGGACUCAGAGAAAAGAAGAGCUGGGGGAGUUUAGCAGGCAAAGAGGAGGCUGCAAAAAGAUAGACCUGGGGGAAAUGACAUCUAUGAGACAGAAAGGAUCAAUGGCUCAUGGGAGGUCAAAUAUUUAUUGGAUGUCAUAUAUUUUACUUUUUUAUGUACUGACAGUUUUUGACAGGAGUUUCAGGUACAUAAGAAAUGAGUGGAAAGUAUCUUCACAGCAUCCCCUGCUAUCAAUUUCCCCACCAGUGAUACAUUUAUUACCAUCAAGGGACCUAUACUAGCACAUCAUUAGUCCCCAAAGUCCAUAGUUUGCAUUAGAAUUCAUUCUUGGUGUUGUACAUUCUAUGCAUUUUAACAAAUGUAUAGGGACAUGUAUUCACUAUUAUGGCCUCAGACAGAACAGUUUUGCUCUAAAAAUCCUCUGUGCUACACCUGCCAUCCUUCUCUCCAUGACCCUUUGGCAAUUCUUAGAUAUCAUCUAGACAUCAACAAUGGGUCAGGAGUUUAAGAAAAUACUCAGUACAAAGCAAAUCAGUUAAUGAACAGCUCUGCCUCAGUGAUAUUCAAGACCUGACAAGAUAGCUAUUUCAGGCCUCUUGAUUGAUCUCAACCCUAUAAACUGUUCUCUUACAAGAGGAGGAGGAUAAAUUCAGCUAUGUUUGCUCAAAGAGCAUAAUUGCUAAGAAAUAUUAAGCUAGACCCUGCAUAGACAACAGAGACCAGAGAUUCCCAGACCUAGGCAGACAGCAUAAUUGAGACUGAAGCCCACCUACCAUAAAUUCUGUAAAACCAGUUCUAAUUAGGACCUGUCAGCCAGGUGGAAACAAACAAGAAUUGCCUUUUAGGUUGUUAGCUAAUGUAAUCUGUCAAUACAGAGCUGAGAUAUGAUACUUGGGUUGGACCUUCUAGUAAUUUCCCUCCUACCCCAGUAAACACAAAGUGAAUUGUCACCCUCCUUUCUGAGAAGACUCACUCUCUUCCUGAAGGUGCUUCCUCCACUUCUUCCCCUUCUAAUAACUUUGCUGUACUUUUCCUAAGUUUCAUAUCUUGCCUGAAAUUGUCUCAUGUGAAAGCACAAAGCUGAGAAUAUAGUUACCAUUUUAUCUUCAUUAUCACAACCACUGAUCUUUUUACAGUCUCCAUAGUUUUGCCUUUCCUAGAAUAUCUGGAAUCCUGCAGUAUGAAGCCUUGUCAGAUUGGCUUCUUUCACUUGGUAAUAUACAUUUGAAUUUCCUCCAUAUCUUUUCAUGACCUGUUUUAGUUCUUUUUAGUAUUGAAUAAUUUCCACUGUCUAGAACCAGAGUUUAUGUAUUCACUCACAGAAGAAUUUGCUUCCAAGUUCUGGCAAUUUUGAAUAAGGCAACUAUACAGGUUUUUUUUUUUGGACAUAAGUUUUCAACUAUGUUGGGUAAAUACCAAUAGGGGGAUUGCUGGAUCACAGGGUAAAACUAUGUAUUAUUUUAUAAGAAAUUGUCAAACUGUCUUCCAAAGUGUCUGUAUUGCAUUCCGAAAGGCUCUGAAUGGGACUUCCUGUGGUCAGUAUUCUGAAUUUUGGCCACUGUAAUAGGCUCAGUAGUGAUAUUUCUUGUUAUUUGAAUUUUGAUUUCCUGAUAAAGGGAUGUGGAACUUCUUUUCAUAUGCUUAUUUGCCAACUGAAUAUCUUAUUUGGUGAGGUGUCUGUUAACAUUUUUAGCCCAGUUCCUAAAUUGGGUUGUAUAUAUUCUUAUUGUUGAGUUUGAAAUAUUCUAUGUAUAUUUUGGAUAAUUUAUUAGCUAUCUCUUUUAUAAAUACUUUAUCUCACCCUUUGUCUUUUUAUUCUCUUCACAGUAUAUUUCCUAGUGCAGAAAUUUCUAAUUUUAAUAAAACUCAGUUUGCUGAUUA
This is a messenger RNA of Marmota monax (woodchuck), 10860 nucleotides long. RefSeq names its product probable G-protein coupled receptor 141. Gene Ontology annotation, cellular component: membrane. The coding region runs from base 469 to 1356 and encodes 295 amino acids. Gene Ontology annotation, biological process: G protein-coupled receptor signaling pathway. NCBI's taxonomy places the organism in Eukaryota, Metazoa, Chordata, Mammalia, Rodentia, Sciuridae. Gene Ontology annotation, molecular function: G protein-coupled receptor activity; oxysterol binding. The transcript has 3 exons. The record is from RefSeq and is a predicted model, not a curated record.